AUGUCUGAAAAAUUAUUCAUCUGCGCUAAAACAGGUGUCUACUGGGACGUCGUGGAUUGCCCACUCCCCGUGGAUCUCAGUCCUGAUAUGAUAUAUGCUAAUAUUGAAUCAGGUCUUGAGUCCAUGGGUUAUCACGGUGAGUUGUCGACAAUCUGGGCAUAUACUAAGAAGGUCCCGGAGAGUGAGUUUUUUGACUACAAUGCAGUUGGAAUCAUGAUGGUACGAGAGAAAGGUGAUCAAUAUGACAGAGUUGAUAGGAUGACAAGGGACAUCCUCUUCUUUGCACUGGACAAUCCUAAAAGACCAACAAAUUUGAUGAUAAUCGCAAACAACAUGUCGAUGAAACCGGAGCUGAUCAGGGUUCUUCAGUCUUUGAAAUCCAGAAAUAUCAAUGUUGUGGUAGCGCAGCCUGAUGCCCUUGUGCCGGUAGAGCUUCACGGAAUUGUGACUGGUGUAUGCCUUUCCAAGAGUCUAUUAGAUGGAGGAAAGGCAACUAUGUUGGAGUUGGAUCCAGAGAUUAAGAAUGUGACCAACCUUGAUUAUUUCCAGCAAGUGUCCAAAAGACCUUCUUACGAGAGCAUAGGCAACACAGGAGUCUUCUGGAACACCAAGGGUUGCCCAGACCCUAAAGCUCUGGAGUUAGAUUUCUGUUCAAUCGAUAAGAGUAUCAAAUCAUGCCUUGCUAGUAUGGAUAAAAGUGGUAGUAGGGUGACGUCAAUCUCGGCUUAUGAAGUUGGCGGGAAGGUAACGGUUUGGAAUGGAGGGUCGGACACCAAAAUGGUUUUACACAAAGGAUAUCGAUUGCAGAGGAUGUUAUUGGACAUUCUUUUGUGGGCUAUUGACAACCGUGUGGGACAAUAUCUGAAUACGGAUCGAGAACCAAAUGUCAUGGUAAUCACAAGAGACAUCCCAAAAGGCAGGGAUUUCAACAACACUCUGAAGUUUUUGAGUGCAAGAGAUUGCAAUAUCAUCUUUGGGGUGCCUGAUGAGCUCAAAUCUGUAAGCUCCUGGACAACUCUUACAGUCUUUGGAGAACCUUUCUUCUCAAGUCAUGCAGAAUCCAUCCAAUGUAGAGACUCAAAAUCUUUGUAA
Messenger RNA from Microthlaspi erraticum, 1092 nucleotides. NCBI's taxonomy places the organism in Eukaryota, Viridiplantae, Streptophyta, Magnoliopsida, Brassicales, Brassicaceae. The record is from the annotation of a GenBank genome assembly.